Branchiostoma belcheri (Belcher's lancelet) is the source of this 3450-nucleotide messenger RNA. RefSeq lists its product as uncharacterized. Lineage: Eukaryota; Metazoa; Chordata; Leptocardii; Amphioxiformes; Branchiostomatidae. Gene Ontology annotation, biological process: proteolysis. Gene Ontology annotation, molecular function: serine-type endopeptidase activity. The coding region runs from base 56 to 3325 and encodes 1089 amino acids. The record is from RefSeq and is a predicted model, not a curated record. The transcript is spliced from 7 exons.
AGUUGCCGCAUGAUGGUCUUCUGUUCUUUCAUGGACAGUUAGGCUACAUGAAAGUAUGGAGUGGCAAGGGAGUAAGUACGAGUAUGGCUUCCUCCACAUACAAGACUGUUGGAGCCGUCUCUCUGAAGCGGAUUCACUUAACCUUAAAGAGUCCUGGAUUGCAUGGAGAAAAAAAUACCCGGUGAAGGUAGCUGUCUUGGAUUCUGGCAUCAAGAGGGACCACCAAGCGUUCGCACAUAUUCCUAAAGCUGAGAUUCAGGGGAAAAACUUCAUUUCUCCUGGGACUGAUGAUGAUAAUAUUGAUGAUGACAAAAAAAAGAAUAAGGGCCAUGGGACCAAAUGUGCAGCCAUCAUCGCAGGAGGGUGUUACAUCGCAGAAGAAUACAAGAAAGUAGUAAAGAAGAGUGAAUGCAAGAAAGGAGCAAAGAAGAAUGCUGAUCCAUUUCCAUUCUGGAAUGGAGUAGCACCAUUUGUAAAUCUCUACAUCUGUAAGACUGAGUUGAUUGUUGAUGCAAUCAAGAAUCUGGUUGGAGAAAAGAAGAACAGUGGGCUGCAGGUGGAUGUAAUCUCCUUGUCCAUGGGGUUGGAGAAGUACAAUGCAGAUUUAGAGAAGUGCAUCCAAGAGGCUUCACUCAACAACAUCAUAGUAGUCUGUGCAGCAAGUAAUGAUGGGCAUAAGAGCUCCAAUGCUAUAUGGUUUCCUGCACGAUUUGGUCAUGUCAUCUGUGUGGGGAGCCACGACUGUCUUGGCCAUGCAUCCAACUUCACACCUGUGGGAAGAGAAAUCGACAUCCUGGGACCAGGAGAGUUAAGUUCAGCUUGUCCUGUCCAUGGCAAACCCGAGGUCACAAAUGCUGUUGACGAAGCUGAAGGAACAUCGUUUGCUGCUCCAUUUGUAGCUGGCCUAGUGGCAAUCAUCUUGGCAAAUGCCCAGCGAAUAGGUGGACCAAGCCUCCGCAAUGCCAUUUCAAACAACGUGGUGAUGAAGCAGAUUUUGCGAGAGAUGGCAUCAGAACCUGGAGAUCACAGCCAGUCCCGUGGUCAUGGCUCUUUGGAUCUGCUUCGGAUUUUUGACUUCUCACAUGACUUCUUUCGCCAGAUAGUGGGGAACAUCACACCUCUAUCACCUCCUCCUGAACCAGACGAAGACUACAAGCUCAGGAACUAUGACCUCAGAAAAGUGGCAACCAACAUGACUCGUCCAGACCAGCUACUACAGGACGUUGAGUUUGCGUCAACCAUGGAGUCUGUCAUUCUACGUCUUCCUGAACAUUCAAAUCAGCCCAAAGAUCUUGAUCUCGAGGUCUUCUGUAACAAAAUUAAAACAGAAGUUACAGAGAUUUCGUGCCUCAGCCUCCCUUCACCAUCAGAUGCAGCCUACAUGUAUGGGGACACAACAGGAUCAGCUGCUUUGACGGAGUUUCUGACCCAGCUUGGAGGUGACCUUGUCAACAGUGUGGAAGACCUGUGGCUUAAAGGAACGGAGACCAAGCUGACAAUAGAAGACAUCAAGAAAAUCCUGCAGGCGCUUCGUGCUCUGAAAUCAGCUUCUACCAGUCAACUGACAGUUCACUGUGAAGAAGUUGAUGCGCUGGAGUUGAUAAAGUUCAAACCAACGCCAGACGAAAUCCCGCACAUUGCCAAUGUGAUGGUAAUCAUCCAUCAUGGCAAUGAAAUGUGUAAGUACAGAAGACUCCUGGUGGAACAAACAGGUCAACCUGCAGAAAUGGAGCACACGCUUCCCAAUACAUGUAUUACUGUAGAGGCAUGUUCUCCUGAGUGCCGACAAAAGGUACCAUGUGAUUCACAUCAGAGCUCCGGGCCAUGGGAGAAGCAAGUUGUCAGUAAAGAUGGGUCAAUGAUCAACCUUAAGUUCCCCAUCUCACCAAAGUCUGAUGAAGGAAAGAAGACUUUGUUGUCUCAAGCAAUGAACACAGUCAAAACUAAAGUCAAACCACGUGGGAAAGUGUCCUGUCUAAUCUUGCCUUGUGUAUCAGAUGCUGUAUUGGAAGACAUGGAGGGAGUGGAGGCUUUGAAGGCAGUCUUGGACGAGACUGGACAAGUCAACAAUCUUUUGCACUUGUGGUGUGGGGGCACUGAAAAUGAACCUUUGGAAUGGCAGCAUCUCACAGAGAUACUCCAAUAUCUCCAACAGAAGCGAAAGGCAGCGCAAAGUCUGACCGUGCAUUUCUACCAAAUCAAAGAACUCAAAGGCAAUCUCUCAGACAUCUCUGAUGUGAAUGUCAAAGUCAUCAUCCACCACCGUGACUCUGCUGCUGUGUGUACCUGGAGACAAGCACAAGGUUUCCGAGUUGGGAAGGAGCAUACUAUUGGUACUGGUGGCAUUGUUACCGUUGAAGCAUGCCCUCCUGGUUGUACAUGUAAUUCGACCAGGAAGGAGGUUGUAAGUGCAGAAGACAUGGCCUGUGAUAUCAUUUCAUGCGAUAAUCCUACAUCUCGAGAUGGAGCAGCGUCACUACGUGCUACAAUCAAGAAGCAUGCGGGUAACCUGAAGGAAGACGUUCACGUCACAGUAGCAGUACUUGGAAGUGGCAUCAACUUAGACCACAAAGAUGUAACACAAAUCAUCAUGGACAAAGCCUGCUUUGUACCCCAGGAGAGCUGGGAUCUGUCAGUGGACACACUCGGAACAGGAACAGCACUUGCAAGUAUUGCCACUUCAUUUGCACCUGCACAUACUCGGCUUCUGACAGCAAAAGUCAUGGAUGAACAGGGCAAGUCAAACCCAGCAUGGGUGGCCAGGGCAGUCGACUGGGCAGCCAACCACGGCACCUAUCCAGCCGACGUCAUCCUCAUCCCAGUAGGAUUUGAGAAGUUUGACCACAGGGUGUAUAAGGCCGUGACUGAAGCCCAGAAGAAUGGCAAGAUUGUGAUUGCAGCAGCAGCUCGCAACACAGAGGCACGAGAGAUCUCCUACCCAGCCAGACAUGGUGACGUCAUCUGUGUGGGCAGUCACUCCGGCUUCGGUGUGAAGGGACGGGAGAUGGACUUCCUCAUGGUGGGAGAAAAGAGCAUCAACAAGUACUCCAGCGUGUCUGGGACAUCAGUGGCCGCUGCCAUGGCAACAGCAGUAGUCGGCUUCACCUUGCUGUAUGCAGAAUCUGUCUCUGAGACUCCAGGUGAGGAAAGCCUGCGUGACCAGCUCAAAUCCAACACGAUGAUACGGGAGCUCCUGCGUGAAGCCUGCUCCAGCCGCGGUUUCCACACACCAGACCGCGGCUACGGCACCCUGGACCCUGACAGGCUAUUCAAGUGGGGACCACAACACUUCAAGGAGCUUGUCAAGAAGAUUACUGGGACCUAAACAUGUAGCAUGACUCACAGCAGAAGCAUUUCAUAGUAAAACGCUGAACUUUAUUCCAACACACAGUUUACAGAGAGAUCACAUUUUCAGCGACAGUGAUUGGUCAUUAAUUAUCCUGAUGAAGG